AUGGCAUCGCCCCCGCCAGAGGAGCCCCCUCAGCCCGCCGCUGAAGCCGAAGCAGAGCCCGCGCCCGUGUGCCCGGUCUGCCAGGGUCCCGAGACGCUGGUGCUCCCCUGCGGGCACAGCCUGUGCCAGCCCUGCCUGCUGCUGUGCCAGGCCGAGCUGGGGCAGGGGCAGUCGGGCUGCACCGAGUGCUUCGGCAAGGAGCUGCUGAGCAACGUGCUGAAGGUGCUGCAGGACACGCUGUUCCAGGGCCACCUGCGGCGGGCGCGGCCCCUGGGGGCAGACGGGGGGUGGGGGGAGGAGGAGGGGGGGGACGCGGGGGACAAGCCCUGGGAGCUGUGCGCCGAGCACGGCCACAGGAUAGGGCUCUACUGCACCGAGGACCAGGAGCUGCUGUGUGACCAGUGUGUGAGAGAGGAGCACGACGAUCAUCUCACCUGCUCCACAGAGGAGGCCGUGGAGGACUGUAAGAGAGAGCUGAGAUCCACACUGAGGCCCUUGCAGGAGAAGCUGGAGACUCUGAAUGCUGCCAAGCAGACCUGUGACGACACAACAGACCACAUCAAAAAACAGUCCGAGCACACAGAGCGGCUGAUGAAGGCCGAGUUUGAGAAGCUCCACCAGUUCCUGCGCGAUGAGGAGGCCGCUGCGAUAGCCGCUCUCAAGGAGGAGGAGGAGCAGAAGAGCCGCAAGAUGAAGGAGCGACUCAACAGACUGACCGGCGAGAUCGCCGCUCUGAUGGGCGCCAUCAGCACAGCCGAGGAGGCCAUGGAAACUGACCACUUGCUGUUUCUAAAGAACUAUAAGAAGAUAUCUGACAGAACUCAGUGUACCAUGCCUGAUCCACCAGAACUAUCAGAAUCGCUGAUUGAUGUUGCCAGUCACGUGGGGUGCCUUAAGUACAGAGUCUGGGAUAAGAUGCAAAGUAUCGCUCAGUACAACCCCGUGACCCUUGACCCCAACACAGCAGACGUUUGUCUGUCGGUGUCCGACGACCUCCUCACAGUCUGCUACACGGAGGAGGAUCAGCAUCUGCCCGACAACGCGGAGCGCUUCUGCUUCUACGAGUGCGUGCUGGGCUCCGAGGGCAUCAUCUCGGGCUGCCACUGGUGGGACGUGGAGGUGGGCGACUGCUCCGAGUGGGCCCUCGGCGUGGUCCUGGACACCGUCCAGCGCAAGGAGUGGUUCCCGCCCAGCCCCGAGCGCGGCUUCUGGACCAUCUGCCUGUUCGGCGGCGAGUACCGCGCCCGCACCGCCUCCAACACGCCCCUGGCGCCCAAGAAGAAGCCGCAGCGGGUGCGCGUGCAGGUGGACUACGAGCGGGGGCGCGUCACCUUCUCCGACCCCAGUGACAACGCGCUGCUCUACAGGUUCAAGCAGAAGUUCACGGAGAUGGUGUUCCCCUACUUCUCCAACACCUGCAAGCGCCACCCACUGCGCCUCUCCACCGGAAAAGUCUUAGUCAUCACUGACUAAGUUGCACUAAUGCCUUGGUAGACUGUACUAAGAUGAACUACUGCUUCUGUAGUCUCUGAACUAAACUGCACUAAUGCUUCUGCAGUCUCUGAACUAUGCUGAACUAGUGCUUCUGUAGACUCUGUACUAAGCUCCACUAAUACUGUAGUCUCUGUGCUAAGCUGCAC
Sardina pilchardus (European sardine) is the source of this 1640-nucleotide messenger RNA. RefSeq names its product E3 ubiquitin-protein ligase TRIM11. Gene Ontology annotation, molecular function: protein binding; zinc ion binding; ubiquitin protein ligase activity. The transcript is spliced from 6 exons. Gene Ontology annotation, biological process: protein ubiquitination. The record is from RefSeq and is a predicted model, not a curated record. Gene Ontology annotation, cellular component: cytoplasm. NCBI's taxonomy places the organism in Eukaryota, Metazoa, Chordata, Actinopteri, Clupeiformes, Clupeidae. Bases 1 to 1473 code for a protein of 490 amino acids.